UUUACGUUUAUCAACGAUCAGUCGAACGUAUGCUCCGAAAAUAUUUACAAACAGUUCUUCGUCGUUUUCGAAUGUUCCGUUCGAUAAUUAAUUGUUGAAUACGCCAGAAAGUGAACGUUUAAUCUCAAUUAUUUUACUUGAUCAUUUUCGUUGCAUCGCCUGUAAAAAUUUGAGUCUACAGGCGUUCUUCCAGAGGUAGAGUUACUGCUGUUAAUAAUACUGAUCAACCAGUAUUUCAAUCAUAAUUUGGCCACACACACGUCUCAAACUGUUGCACUUAAGAGAACGAAGCUCAUAACGAAAAAAUGACUAAACAAACAGACCCUGAAGGAAAUGCAUAUGCUUUUAACGAAGAAGAUUUGCCUUAUGAGGAAGAAAUAUUGAGAAAUCCUUAUUCAGUGAAACACUGGCAAAGGUAUAUAGACCAUUUAAAAACAACGAAAAGCACCAAUUUGAAUGUUGUGUUUGAGCGUGCCCUCAAAGAAUUACCAGGAAGUUACAAACUUUGGCACAAUUAUUUGCGAGUCAGAGUGAAACAAGUGAAAGGACGUUGCAUAGCCGAUCCGAUAUACGAGGAUGUCAAUAAUGCUUUCGAAAGAGCCCUCAUAUUCAUGCACAAAAUGCCUCGUAUAUGGAUGGACUAUUGUGGAUUUAUGACUAAACAGUUCCACAUAACACGUACCAGAAAAAUUUUUGAUCGUUCUCUCAGAGCGCUCCCAAUUACCCAGCAUCAGCGCAUCUGGCCUUUAUACAUUGAUUUCGUCACGAAAAGUAACAUUCCUGAGACAGCUGUACGAGUCUUUCGACGUUAUCUGAAGUUGGCCCCUGAGGAAACUGAAGAAUACAUAGAUUAUUUAAUAUCUAUUGGGAGAUUAGACGAGGCAGCAGUCAAACUGGCUCAAAUAGUCAACCAAGACGAUUUUAUUUCAAAACACGGAAAAUCGAAUCAUCAACUGUGGAAUGAGUUGUGCGAUUUGAUAUCGAAAAAUCCGUCACGCAUCAAGUCCCUGAACGUUGAUGCCAUUAUUCGAGGAGGCUUAAGACGAUACACCGAUCAAUUAGGACCGCUGUGGAAUUCCCUCGCGGAUUAUUAUGUUCGCAGUGGGUUGUUCGAACGAGCUCGAGACAUUUAUGAGGAAGCUAUACAAACAGUAACCACGGUGAGAGAUUUCACGCAAGUCUUUGACGCGUACGCUCAAUUCGAGGAACUCAGUCUCAGUAAACGAAUGGAAGAAGUAGCAAAAAAUACAAAUUCGGACGAAGAAGACGAGAUAGAUUUAGAACUUCGACUAGCCAGAUUCGAGCAUCUCAUGGAAAGACGGUUGUUAUUGUUGAAUUCUGUUUUACUACGCCAAAAUCCUCAUAAUGUUCAAGAAUGGCAUAAAAGAGUGAUGCUCUACGAGGGACAACCGCACGAGAUUAUUAAUACGUAUACGGAAGCGGUUCAGACGGUGGAGCCUCAACUCGCAGUUGGAAAACUCCACACACUGUGGGUCGCUUUUGCCAAAUUUUAUGAAGAAAACGGUCAAGUCGCCGACGCCAGGGUCGUCUUUGAAAAAGCGACGCAAGUUCCGUACACGAAAGUUGAUGAUUUAGCAUCUGUGUGGUGCGAAUGGGCGGAACUGGAAAUCAGACAUGGGAACUGUAAAGAAGCUCUCAAACUCAUGCAUAGAGCGACUGCAAUGCCAUCGCGAAAAGUGGCGUACCACGACGAAACCGAGACUGUUCAGAUGAGGCUCUACAAGUCACUUAAAGUAUGGUCAAUGUACGCUGAUUUGGAAGAGAGUUUCGGCACAUUCAAAACGUGCAAAGCCGUGUACGACAAAAUAAUCGAUUUAAAAAUCGCGACUCCUCAAAUUAUCAUAAAUUACGGACUUUUCCUCGAAGAAAAUAAUUACUUUGAGGAAGCGUUUAGGGCGUACGAAAAAGGAAUCGCGCUGUUCAAGUGGCCAAACGUCUACGACAUUUGGAACACGUACCUCACGAAAUUCCUUCACAGAUAUGGGGGCACUAAAUUAGAAAGAACUCGCGACUUGUUCGAGCAGUGUCUCGAACAGUGUCCCAGCAAAUAUGCAAAAGCCUUAUAUCUAUUGUACGCAAAAUUAGAAGAGGAUCAUGGACUCGCGAGACACGCGAUGUCAGUUUACGAGCGAGCCACGAGUGCUGUUCUCGACGAGGAAAAGUUCGAGAUGUUCAACAUUUACAUAAAGAAAGCUGCUGACAUUUACGGCGUGCCAAAAACACGAGAAAUAUACGAAAAAGCUAUCGAGGUCCUCAACGAGGAAAAUACUCGAGAAAUGUGUCUUCGGUUCGCUGAAAUGGAAACGAAACUCGGAGAAGUCGAUCGUGCCAGAACGAUUUACGCCCAUUGCAGUCAGAUCUGCGAUCCGCGGGUUACUUCAAACUUUUGGCAAGUUUGGAAAGAAUUCGAAGUCCGUCACGGUAACGAGGACACGAUGAGAGAGAUGCUGAGAAUCAAACGCAGUGUCCAAGCAAUGUACAAUACACAAGUCAAUAUGAUGAGCGCCCAGAUGCUCAAUAGCGCAGCGAUCCAAGCUUCUGGUCAAACAGUCGAUGCGAUGCGAUUAUUGGACAGCAAAGUUGCGAUUCCUGCAGAUGGUGGUGGUGUUCAAGCGGCACCGAAAGAUAGUAUCAAAUUUGUACGCGGCGUUACGGAAGGAAGUGGCGCUGCGGAAGCGCACGUUGUCAAUCCUGACGAGAUGAACAUCGACAUGGAUGAUGACAACGACGAUGAUGACGAUAAUGAAGCGGAGGCUGAAGAAGAUGUUCCCAUCGAGCAGCAGACGAUUCCAUCGCAAGUUUUUGGAAGUUUAAAAAUUAACGAAGCAGAUACCGAAGCUGAUUGAAACAACCGAUUGUAGAUAAAUUAUUGAUUAAUGUAUUAUAAAAAUGAAUUUUUACACCA
Molecule: messenger RNA, 2926 nt
Organism: Venturia canescens
Lineage: Eukaryota; Metazoa; Arthropoda; Insecta; Hymenoptera; Ichneumonidae
Gene: fand
Product: Pre-mRNA-splicing factor SYF1 fand
Exons: 14
Coding region: 306-2867 (853 amino acids)
Biological process (GO): mRNA splicing, via spliceosome; generation of catalytic spliceosome for first transesterification step
Cellular component (GO): post-mRNA release spliceosomal complex; Prp19 complex; U2-type catalytic step 2 spliceosome
Molecular function (GO): protein binding
Source: RefSeq, a predicted model, not a curated record